Molecule: messenger RNA, 1378 nt
Organism: Talaromyces proteolyticus
Lineage: Eukaryota; Fungi; Ascomycota; Eurotiomycetes; Eurotiales; Trichocomaceae
Product: glycosyl hydrolase
Exons: 4
Coding region: 214-1287 (357 amino acids)
Biological process (GO): carbohydrate metabolic process
Molecular function (GO): arabinan endo-1,5-alpha-L-arabinosidase activity
Source: RefSeq, a predicted model, not a curated record
GCUGAGGCGGGGGGAUGGUAUAGAAAGGCUUGUAUCAGCCAUGUAGAUUGUCGGAUUUGCGAUGUACUCGCAGCUUCAUUCCUUUUAAUUUUCUUUCUCUCAUUUCCUGUCCGGAGCGGUUGGAGCAGUCCAAUUAUAUCGCUUUUGCUUUCAAUUUCUUGCCCAAGUAAAACAAAACAUCAAUUGAUAUCUUACUCACGCUAUCUGUCUAAGAUGCUCCUACCAACCCUUGCAACAGCACUGGGAUUGAUUCCCCUGGCAUUGACUGCAGCUGUCCAAAUUCCGUCAACAUCUGCUGCCAGCAGUGCUUACCCAAUCACAAACCAGGGCAACCAUAGAGCUCGAGACCCCAACAUUAUCCACUACAACAAUGAGUAUUACCUCUUUCAGACUGGGUCGGGUAUUGCGUACAGCAAGGCAUCUGACCUCAGUGGACCGUGGACAUCUGUAGGAGAGGUUCUGGAUGGGAAGCCCAGUGUCAUUGACAAAGGCAACCGUUAUGAUCCCUGGGCUCCGACAGUAAUUCAGCACAACAACGAAUUCUAUUGCUUUUACAGCGUAUCGACCAUUGGUUCGCGAAAUAGCUCUAUUGGUGUCGCUACUUCUGCUACUCUUGCGCCUGGCUCGUGGACCGAUCACGGUGCAUUGAUCAAUACUGUCAGCGGCCAGUACUCGAAUAUCUCUCCUUACACUGUCUCCAAUGCAAUCGAUCCGAGUGUGAUAGUUGAGGUUAUUGGUGGCCAGGCAUAUUUGACAUUUGGUAGCUACUGGACUGAUAUAUGGCAAGUUCCAUUGACAGCCGAUCUCUUAUCGGUCCAGAAUCCACAGCAACCAAAUGCAAAACAUCUUUCCUUGACCACACCUACAUCGCAGAGUGAUAGCGAACGACCAGAGGAAGCGUCAUGGAUCAGUUAUAAAGCGCCAUAUUACUAUCUUUGGUUUAGCAAAGGGUUCUGCUGUGGACUUGACAUUAAUAACUUACCUCCGGCUGGCCAAGAAUACUCUAUUCGUGUUGGGCGCUCCUCAUCGGUGACCGGGCCGUACCUGGACAAGAACAACACUGAUCUUCUGAAUGGCGGUGGAGAGGUCGUCUAUGGCUCAAAUAGUAACGGCCAAGUCUAUGCACCAGGAAGCAGUGGUGUAUUGACCAACUACUGGGGACGAGACGUGCUGUACUAUCACUACUUGAAUCAAAGUAUAGGCCUGGCGAACGACGAUGCCUUUCUUGGAUAUAAUUAUCUAGAUUAUGAAGGCGGUUGGCCUGUCGUCACCACGACGUCGGGGUGACCGCGUCACCGCCUUUUCCAGGUUGCCUGUAAAUGAAGCUGAAGUCACUGUUUCAGGGAAGAAAAUAAUGUGCAAUUAAGCCAUACAAAUG